AGGGAUGUAACAGUGCGUAUCACAACUGACUAUAAUUAUCAUCCACGUAAUACAACCAACGGGAGAGUGUUUGCUAACAACCUGGAUGUUUUGUGGUCUUCGAAUUUCCCCAUGACCUUAAGUACCACCUCGUCUAUCAUCUGACAGCGGCUAUACACAAGCAGUUCAAAAUAAGAAUGCAAGUCUAAAUUCCUUGGUCUUUCAGCUUACCGUUUCCAAUUCAAGACAUUCAACUCAGCCUCACCAAAUUAAUAUCAAUCGCCAUGCCACCAAAUUCGCUCCUGGAGGCUGUUCAAGAAUGUCCAAAUAUAUACGAAUUAGCCUUGCGGCUGGAGGGGGACCCAUAUGCAGCGCUAUGGGGUGUCAUUCCACCUAGUAUCGACUUCCUGGACCGGCCUUCUGAAGAAACAACUCUUAUUGUGAUGCCGUCAGCGGCUUCAAGACUAGAAGAGGCAUACCGCGAGGCUGUGAGACAUGCCUAUCCCUACACCAAGGUAUUCGGCCCGUAUAAUACAGGGGCACAGCCUGUAAUCAUCGCCGUCCCCGAUCUCUCCGCCAAUAGCCCAGCCGAGGUUUUGGCAUCCUUGGUAGACCAACUGGCGGUUCUCUUCAACCUAGAGAACAUGAAUCUCGACUGGCGCGGCAAACUUGAGGUCAUGAGCCGCAUCGGUGGCCAAAGACUAUUCUCCAUAUUGAGCCAUGCCCCACUGGCGUACAUUGUCGACAUAGAUCGAGCCAUCGGCCAUCCUGACACGAUGGUCCUCAUCGAAGCCCUCAAGGCUCAGGUUGUGCUCAAGCAUGGAGGACAGAUGGUCUUUUACACCAGUACGAACAUCUCUGCACAGCUUGGCCUUUACCCUCGUUGGGGUGCCAAUUUCGACCACGGCGACAACACCACUUGAAUAUCCUGAGAAGAAAUGUCUACGGUCUGGUGUUCAUCGAACUCUACCCUAAUCUCGUUAUGAC
Molecule: messenger RNA, 966 nt
Organism: Xylaria bambusicola
Lineage: Eukaryota; Fungi; Ascomycota; Sordariomycetes; Xylariales; Xylariaceae
Exons: 1
Coding region: 264-902 (212 amino acids)
Source: RefSeq, a predicted model, not a curated record